AUGGCUCGAGUUCAGCUAGGUUUUGGCUGGGACUUUUAUUUCCUGCCUGAAAGUAUCACAAAGGCAGUGUUCGCAACAGUGCGCUCGCUGGGCGCAAAGGUCAUCACUUCUCACUUUAUUCGGCACAUUCUUGACUUGGAUGGGAGGAGUCUCGUGUCCAAGCUACAUUCCGGCGGCCUACUUCAAAGCGACAUAUUGUUUUCCCAUGCUGGUGGUGCGACACUAGACGAUGUGAACCUCUUACGUCAGGCAAAUUGCUUCAUAUCAGUGACGCCAAAUACGGAGGAAGCUAUGCAGGUAGGGCCAGCGGUUCCCUUUCGACAGAAUUUGUCUGGCGUUAAUGAAAUCUGCUCUCUUGGUGUGGAUUGCCAUUCCGCAACUAGCAGCAGCCUGGUGAAUGAAAUGCGGCAAGUCCUUCAGAUGGCCAGAGGCCGCGAUAGCGAACAUCACAUACAACGAGGCGUGCAGCCGGCAGAUAUUAGCCGGAAAACAGCAGAAGUAUUCAAUAUGGGCACGAUUCAAGGUGCGCGUGCUCUGAGAAUGGAGGCGGACAUUGGAAGCAUCAAAGUAGGUAAGAAGGCGGAUAUUGUAUUGUUUGAUGCCCUAUCGCCAAGUAUGUAUUGCGCAGCGCAACAGGACCCGGUUCUGGCAAUAGUAUUGCACUCGAGCAUCCGAGACGUCGAUACAGUUAUUGUGGAUGGCUGCAUUCGAAAACGUGGCGGUGAACUUUUGCCAGUAAGUUUCGUCGACUACGAGACGAGAGACUUUGGACAAACCGACCGACGAGUGGAAUGGACAGAGGUCGCGCAUCAUGUCAUGGAAAUGCAGAAGCGCUUCGUUGCCAAGACAGCAGAUUAUAACCUUUUGGAGCUGGAGCGUACGAUACGUAAGAACUGGGGGUUAGCUUAA
Molecule: messenger RNA, 909 nt
Organism: Pochonia chlamydosporia 170
Lineage: Eukaryota; Fungi; Ascomycota; Sordariomycetes; Hypocreales; Clavicipitaceae
Product: amidohydrolase family protein
Exons: 2
Coding region: 1-909 (302 amino acids)
Cellular component (GO): cytosol
Molecular function (GO): deaminase activity
Source: RefSeq, a predicted model, not a curated record